Xenia sp. Carnegie-2017 is the source of this 715-nucleotide messenger RNA. RefSeq names its product exocyst complex component 7-like. The coding region runs from base 135 to 704 and encodes 189 amino acids. NCBI's taxonomy places the organism in Eukaryota, Metazoa, Cnidaria, Anthozoa, Malacalcyonacea, Xeniidae. The record is from RefSeq and is a predicted model, not a curated record. The transcript is spliced from 7 exons.
UUCAGGGUUGACUUGACCUCGACUCAAAAAUGGAGUUUCAUUCAUGAAAUUUUUAGUUCAUUUCCUUGUUUAAUCACUGUUUAAGACAAAAUUUGAGACGUUUCGGAAAGUUUACUUGCUUACUGCCAUUAAAAAUGAUUCAAGAAAGCCGACCAGAGCAUGUUUCUCAAAGGAAAAAAGUUUUAGCUGAAAAACUAUCAAAGGAGCAAGCAAAUUUAUCAUUUUUGAAAGACAGUUUGACGAAAAGCGACGAUUUGACGGAAAAUAUGCGUGGUAUUUUGUCAUCAUUUAACGAACGUUUAAGCAAGCUAGAAGAAAAUAUUUUACCUGUGCAUAAAGAAACUGUUGAACUACAACGUCGACAAAGAAAUAUUGACAAAGUUUUACGAGGGUUGGAUAAUGUUAUCAGCUAUCAUAAUGUUGCUUCAAAGAAGACCAGGACAUCAGAGAUGGACCUGGCUGAUGAUGUCGAUAGUUACAUACAAAGCUUGAUAAAAGUUCAAGAUGCCAUUAAAUUUUUUGAAGACAAUAAUCCCAACAGUCCUGAGUUAUCCCUCCUUACAUCAUUAAUGGAAACAGGACGUGAACAAAUGGAACGUUCAUUUAGACAGUUCCUGGCGCUAAACAGUAGUCCUCUCGAAGCUGAAACAUUGAUUGAUUUAUUGAAUUCUAACGAAGAAACAGAAGAAUCCGCCUCAAUUUAAACCUAUAAAUG